Molecule: messenger RNA, 1497 nt
Organism: Kockovaella imperatae
Lineage: Eukaryota; Fungi; Basidiomycota; Tremellomycetes; Tremellales; Cuniculitremaceae
Product: MFS general substrate transporter
Exons: 8
Coding region: 1-1497 (498 amino acids)
Biological process (GO): transmembrane transport
Cellular component (GO): membrane
Molecular function (GO): transmembrane transporter activity
Source: RefSeq, a predicted model, not a curated record
AUGGGAGCUGAGCAAGAGGUUGAGUGUGUCGAGGACAAGAGGCCAAUCCCUCCUGAUGAUGACGAACUAGCAGCAAUUGAUAUUGUGUCACCGAGCGAGGAGGUUGAAAAGGCGAAGGAGCGGCGUCUGUUGUGGAAGCUCGAUGCUGUAAUUCUACCAAUGACUGUCUUGCUCUACUUGAGUGCUAAUCUCGAUCGCGGCAACAUCGGUAAUGCGCGCCUGCAAGGCCUUCAGAAGGAAUUGUUGGACAACAAAGAUGAACGAUACUCGGUCGUUCUCCUUUCAUUCUACAUCACAUACAUGCUUGGAAGCAUCCCCGGCACCCUCUUGUCCAAAGCAAUACCGCCGAACUACGCUAUUGGAUCUGGCUGUCUCAUUUGGUAUAGCUUCAGGGCCGUCGCCGCAUCAGCCAUGGCCGGCGUUAGGAGCUAUGCAGGUAUAAUCGUUUGUCGACUAUUCAUCGGGCUAGGAGAGUCCAUCUUUGGGCAAGCUGUCGUGCUCCAUUACUCUCUUUGGUACAAGAAGGACGAAAUUGCGACUAGAUUGGCAUUAUUCAUCGGUGCAGGUGUUCUGGCAGGUGCUUUCGGUGGUCUCAUCGCAUUUGGGGUGUCCCAUAUACAGAGCUCAAUCGAGACAUGGAGAAUCCUCUUCCUAAUUGAAGGGAUCCCGUCGAUUGUUCUGGGCAUCUGCGUGAUCCUGUUCCUACCUGGAAGGCCUGACCGGUCUUGGCUCCUCACUGAGGAGCAAAAAGCGCUGCAAUUUAGACGACUUCGAUCGCAAAAUUUGGACGAAGGAGACGACGGCAUCGACUGGAAUGGGGUAAAACGUGCUUUCACCGACUGGAAGGCAUACGUUGUGACAUUCAUCUACAGCUGCAUGCAGCUUACCUUGUCUUCGCUCUCUGGAUUCUUCCCAACAAUCAUAAAGUCGCUGGGAUACACGAACACUCAGGCGCAGCUGUUCACUGUUCCCCCAUACGCAGUGGCCUUUGGGAUCAUGGCGCUUCUCAAUUCUGCGUCGGACCGGGUCCGCAUCAGAGGUCUUUUCAUCAUGGGUGCCUUCACCAUCAAUGCAGUCGGCUGGUUGAUAUUGCUCACUGUCGUCCACAAUCUCCACGUGAGGUACUUUGCGUGCUUUUGCAUAGUGACCGGGGGUUACUGCACCAUCCCGUUGAUCCAGUCCUGGGUUGCAAACAACACUGGCUCACAGUCUCAACGUGCUGUGCAAUUAGGCUUCCUGAACAGUUUGGCAAAUUGGGCAGCCCUGACGUCUCCAUUCAUAUUUCCUUCGAAGGACAAUCCACGAUGGCCAUUAGGCUUUGGAAUGAACCUUGCCUUUAGCUUUGCUGCGAUCCUAACCGCUGCCUUCAUGACCGUAUGGUACCGCAUGGAGAAUCAACGGAGAGAUCGAAACGAGGGUGGCCCACCAUUGUCAGGAUCCAAGGUUGAACAGGCCAAGUUGCAUGAUCUGGCUCCAGGCUUCAGAUAUACUCCGUAG